Molecule: messenger RNA, 1587 nt
Organism: Fomitopsis serialis
Lineage: Eukaryota; Fungi; Basidiomycota; Agaricomycetes; Polyporales; Fomitopsidaceae
Exons: 13
Coding region: 1-1587 (528 amino acids)
Cellular component (GO): Golgi apparatus
Source: RefSeq, a predicted model, not a curated record
AUGUUCGACCUUGCAGGCAAGACACGUUCCGGAGUCCAUGCUGCAUAUACUAGGAUUGUUUUGACUCGCUUCGGGGUCGCAUUCAUUCUCUUGACCUUGAUACACUGCUUUGCUCAGGGAGCUAUUCAAGCAUCUCUAUACGUGGGGGACGCACGGGCGUUAUCUCUUCUUGAAAACAUCGUCCGCACAGCGGAUUUACCGGCAAGCAGUAUCUCGUGGCUACAGAGGCAUGGGUCCGGCAACUAUACGCUGAGCCUCUGUACGAAUCUGCCGAUCGCGGAAGGCGGGACGGAAUCUUGCGUUACGGUGUACCAAUCUGGAGCAGAAGAUUGGUCUGGAGCUGUUGUGUCAACGAAGAAUGAAGACCUUGCUAUACGGGACCUCACAGCAAACAUGUUCGUGCGGCGCACGCUCAAAGUGAAUGACAUAUCUGCGUCUCUCAACGCCACAGGGGGCAUAGAAGGGGUCAAUGUGACCUAUCAAAGCACUGGCGAUGACCAUGGCAAUGUAUUGCUCAGCAAUCAGUGUGUCCGCUCUCUGGUUUAUGCGGACGAAGCUAUGGGCGCUUCCAAGAAAGAGGACGCUGCAUUGCUGGGUUUACAGUUUUGGCUACUCAUUCUGUCAUUCGUGGGUAUCCUCUACAGCUCCAUUCCUCAGAUUUUGGCCGUCAUUUGCACACGCGUACUAAGCACCGCCUGGGCUGCAUACUCGAUCUACCAUACGCGCCGCCACGAAACCCUGUUCCGCAUCCUGUUUACCGAGCCAGACACGCCCUGCAACUUUAAUUUAUUCCCCACGCACUUCAAGACUCAAAUGGCUCUCGCGAUUGCAAACCUCGUGCUGAACGUCACUGCUUUGCUGUUCACUGUCUACCUCGGACGAUUGCUCAUCAAGAACUUUAAAGAGUACACGAUUCAACGCGUUGGCCCUCCUCAAGGCAUCCUCCGUAUUUAUCGACUAUUCCUCACGAUCUUUGUCUUGCUCCAACUUUCGGUGUUCUUCCUGGUCACGGUCGUGGGACUGUGGACCACCUGGCUGCUGAACGGACCGCUUCUCCACAUAUCGCUGCAUACUCCGAUCUACAAGGCGCUGUUCAUCUUCACGAUAGUGAGUCUGCCACCCUGGAUCAUCAUGGGCUUGUACGCCGUGCGGCGGGAGUUGAGGUCCCUCAUGGCCGGAUUUCUGUUCAUCUCUUUUAUUUAUAUCGCCUGCUGGACCAUCAUGUUCUACUCGCAAGUCUACCGCUGGACGUUCAUCACAUGGAUGUUCUUCGCCUGCAUGACCGUCGCAUCCUUCGCCGUCCUGGUCCUCACGACCGUCUUCGGCGUGCUCUGCUGGUUGAACUUCGGCAAGGGCCUCGCGGAGUACCUGGAUGCCGAAGCUGCGCUAGCCAAAGACAACUUCACGCCGGAGGUUUUCUCUGAAGACCAGACUGCCACAAAACCCAAGGACGUCCUGUCCGACCAGAACAUGCACAGCUUCGGGACUGUCAAAGAGGACAUCAACUGGGACCCCUACGACUUGGACCGAGCACCGAUCAUCGUCAUCGGACUGCAGGACCAACUGACACCUCGCGUUGAGGCAUGA